Messenger RNA from Labrus mixtus (cuckoo wrasse), 482 nucleotides. It is a transcript of the gene ndufs6, whose product is annotated as NADH:ubiquinone oxidoreductase subunit S6. The transcript has 4 exons. NCBI's taxonomy places the organism in Eukaryota, Metazoa, Chordata, Actinopteri, Labriformes, Labridae. Gene Ontology annotation, biological process: mitochondrial electron transport, NADH to ubiquinone. Bases 24 to 413 code for a protein of 129 amino acids. The record is from RefSeq and is a predicted model, not a curated record.
UGGGAGAAUAGAUUGUUGUAAACAUGGCGGCCGCAGUGGGGAGACUUCUGUCCUUCAGUAAAUCUGCUAAGGUGUUUGUUUCACCUUUGAGGUUCACUGCUAUACCCGCGCACCGAUACAGCGUAGACGUGUCCAACACUGGCGAGGCGAUUACUCACACCGGACAUGUGUUUGAUGAACAUGAUCCCAGAAGAGCUAGAUUUGUUGGCAGACAGAAAGAGGUGAAUAAGAACUUUGCCAUCAAAUUGGUCGCAGAGGAGCCAGUGACUGACAUUGAGGCGAGAGUGGUGUCAUGUGACGGUGGUGGAGGGGCCCUGGGCCAUCCAAAAGUCUACAUCAACCUGGAUAAAGAUACAAAAGUGGGCACAUGUGGCUACUGUGGAUUACAAUUCAAGCAGAAGCAUCAUCACUGAAGAAAUGCAUCCUUCUUUGCUUCUCUGUAUAAAUUGCCAUAUUGGUUAAUAAAUUAUAUGUUGUCUGUC